Hermetia illucens (black soldier fly) is the source of this 1697-nucleotide messenger RNA. RefSeq lists its product as uncharacterized. Bases 186 to 1502 code for a protein of 438 amino acids. The transcript has 3 exons. The record is from RefSeq and is a predicted model, not a curated record. NCBI's taxonomy places the organism in Eukaryota, Metazoa, Arthropoda, Insecta, Diptera, Stratiomyidae.
AGUCAAUAUUAUGUUUUAAAUUGCUUUUUCACACGCGUUCGUUUUUCCGUUUUUCCUUCGCUACCCAUCUCAUGAAUGAAUGGAAUUAUUUCAACUAUUCAAGAUUCUGCUGUGCGUGCGUGAAUAUAUCUGCAAGAAAAUAGAUAUUUGACGAGUGUUCGAUUGAUUUUAAAGGUUCCUCUAAAAUGUCUAAUAGUCAUCGAAUAGUGCUACUCACACGUUGGUUUCACAUUCAAUCGAUCAUUUUUUUCACAAUAAUCUGUGUUAAUACCCAAGUGCAUGCUCCCUAUCCCGACAGAGCCACAAAUUCACCAUACAAAUGUUCUCGAAAACUGGAGGACACCCUCGACACCAUGCUUCGCCGUAAUGGCUUAAAAUUCGGUAGUGGACGAACUCGAAUUGAUGUCACCCCGUACUCUAGAUAUCAUGCUCUGUAUGGAAAUUUUGAAGAACUGGAUUCAACACUAAACGAAAAGCUCGAUAUUGAUGACAAAAAUUAUCCAUCGGACCAUAAUCGGCCAGGAAGUGGUGAAAACAUACCGAAAUACAUACGGCGUGCUAUCGAUAAAAUUGAAGUUGCAGAAAUGCGAGUUCGUUUGCCAAACCACGGAAAGGACCCUUGGGUUAUGGUGGACAAAUGCCAGUUUAAUUCAAGAAAUCGUACCCUGGAUACGCGACUAGUUUUUCCAGACCUAACAAUAAGUGGACGUGUUAUUUUGCAUCCUAGUGGUGGGUAUUGUAACAUGAUCCUUCGACUACGACGCGCAGGGAUUGAGUUCAGGACAACACCUCUGGAUUCCAGUGUGCCAUUUGGCAGUGGUGCAUUUGACUCGGGGCGUACCAGGCCAGCAUCGGUACGGACAGACUCUCAUUUUUCCGAACCAGGUUUUUUAUCCGUUUUUGCGCACGGUUGUCAAGGUCCCACUGGAAUUAAAUUUCGAAAGAAUUCAAAACGCAAUCGGUUUGACCAAAAUAACUACUCUUCAGGGAGUCAACGGAAAAAUUACUACGGACCAUAUGUAGAUGAUCCUAUUAAACGAUCAGGAUCUAGAUUUUUCGAUCACCGUCGGUCAGCAAAUAGCAUGGAAUGGGAGCCAGAUUCUUCAUACGAUUAUCAGGACGACUAUCGGCAAGAUGAAGUCAAACCAGACACAGAGGAUCUAAUGAAUUUUAACGAUGGGUUUCUGGAUCUAAAGGAAGACUUUGAUGCACACUCUGCUCGUACUUUCGGUGAAUUAUUCUCUUCAAGCAGCAUCAAGUAUGGUUCGCCUAAACGCCCGAUACAGCAGCACGACCAUUUUCAACGUCCUCCGCAGCAAAACUGGUUCAAUGCUGAACUAGCGAAUUCAAAUGAAGUAACUGAUGCACUGACCCGCGAACUAGAGCAGCUCUUUUCGAUUGGAGUACGCGGACUAUUGACAACGUAUAUGCAGAAAGCAUUGCAACCAGCAAUCAAGGAGACCCUUAUGGAAAAUAUGGGCUAUGUGCUAAGUUACGGGUGAUAAGUAUGUGAUAUACUACGAGAGCUAGAUUAUGUUAUGGUUAUUUUUCUUCCUGGAAGUAAAGUAAUUCAAGAGGGAAUUAGACUUGUAUAUGUUUAAGAUACUUAAAAGUGAUAUCGAGUAUUUCUUCUAAAAAUUACAUAAAAGUUAAAAUAACCUGAUGGACAUAUGAUCACAAAGGGGCUGAACACAUAA